CUCAUUCCCCCCUUUUCUGUCUUCGCAGGUGACGUGUCCUCGGUGGAGAUGGUGCAGGUGCUACAGACGCAGUUCGCACCGCUGGCCGAGGCGCUGUGCAAGGCCGUGUUCGACCUCACAUCGCGCGGCUCGACGGCCACGCUGGACACCAUAUCGGCGCAGCUGGGACAGGCCUUCCCGGCCAUCGAGAGGCCUGGCGCCGACGUCGUCUACAGGGCGCUCGGGGCACUCAUCCGGGAGCGCAGGCUCUACCACACCGGCCUCGGAUACCAGGUCGCGGCCCCGGACACCUUCCUGCAGACCUCCCCGUCCCCGGUGCCCACCGAGCGGCCCAUGCUGCUGACCAACGAAGAGGCCAUCUCGCGGCUCCACGGAAGCCCAGCGCACACCACGGACGAGUCGGCGGCCGACGGAAGCACCCUGGAGCGGAGCGCCUCCAUGCGCCUGCUGCGGACCCGCGCCGGCGCCUCCGACGAAGGACUCGCGGCGCCCGGGAGUCGCUUGAGCCGCAGCAGCUCGGUGCGCCUCUGCCGCUCGUCGCCCGCGCACGACGGACUCGUGUCCGCGUCCGUGACGCAGUCCGCGGGAACUGGCGGCAAGCGGCACCAGGACACCGGCGCUAAACGCGACGGCAAGUCGUCCAUGUUCAGCCGCUGGUUCCGGCGCAGCCGAUCCGAGAAGCGUACCUCAGGCGAGUGCAAGAAGCAGCUGUCCAGCUUCUCGGCGCAGUUCCCACCGCUCGAGUGGAGCGACCCGGACUACGCGCGAUUCCACUCGCGCGCCACGCAGACCAGCGCCGCCGUCGUCCCUCAGCAGCCGGACACGCACCCAUACGCUGCCCUGCUCAAG
Molecule: messenger RNA, 849 nt
Organism: Dermacentor silvarum
Lineage: Eukaryota; Metazoa; Arthropoda; Arachnida; Ixodida; Ixodidae
Product: storkhead-box protein 1-like
Exons: 3
Biological process (GO): positive regulation of transcription by RNA polymerase II
Cellular component (GO): cytoplasm; nucleus
Molecular function (GO): RNA polymerase II transcription regulatory region sequence-specific DNA binding; DNA-binding transcription activator activity, RNA polymerase II-specific
Source: RefSeq, a predicted model, not a curated record